This is a messenger RNA of Serpula lacrymans var. lacrymans S7.9, 1566 nucleotides long. RefSeq names its product laccase (gene Sllcc3). The transcript has 11 exons. The record is from RefSeq and is a predicted model, not a curated record. Bases 1 to 1566 code for a protein of 521 amino acids. Gene Ontology annotation, molecular function: oxidoreductase activity; copper ion binding. NCBI's taxonomy places the organism in Eukaryota, Fungi, Basidiomycota, Agaricomycetes, Boletales, Serpulaceae.
AUGUCCCGUUUGGAGUUCCUAAGGGUCCUGUGCAUAGCUGUCUUCGUAUCUUCGUGCUCUGCCGCUAUAGGCCCAAUCGCUGACCUUACCCUUGUCAAUGCCGAGGUAUCACCCGAUGGUUUUACGAAGGCUGCCACGCUCGCGGCUAGUGGUACAUUACAUGGACCUAUUAUUCAGGGAAAUAAGGGGGAUAACUUUCAGAUAAACGUCACUAACCAGUUAGUCGACUCUUCCAUGCUGAGAAGCGCAUCAAUACAUUGGCAUGGUAUAUCGCAAAGCCAUUCUAAUGACAUGGACGGAGUCGCAUUCGUCAACCAAUGUCCGAUAGCGCCAGGUCAUUCAUUCAUGUACAAUUUCACAGUACCAGAACAAUCUGGCACAUAUUGGUAUCAUUCGCAUUACGGAACACAAUACUGCGACGGAUUACGAGGGCCACUGGUUAUAUAUGAUCCCGAGGACCCGUAUCUCAGUCGCUAUGACGUUGACGAUGAUUCAACAGUAAUCACGCUGUCAGAUUGGUAUCAUGAAGUAUCGGCUUUGGUACCCCCACAAUCGCCUCCAGCGUCAACGCUUGUGAAUGGUCUAGGGCGAUACGAGGGAGGACUGCAAUCUCCUUUGAGUGUUAUUUCCGUGAUUCCAGGCAAACGGUAUCGUAUGCGUUUGAUUAACAUGGCUUGUCAACCAAAUUACGUGUUUUCCAUCGACCGACAUGAGUUCACCAUCAUCGAAGCAGACGGCGUACUCACUGAGCCGCUUCGCGUAGACUCCAUCCAAAUAGCACAAGGCCAACGUUACUCGUUCAUCCUAGAAGCAAAUCAACCUAUAGACAACUACUGGGUUCGUUCCAUGCCAAAUACGGCUACUGGAAAUACAAGUUUCGCCAACGGAAAUCACUCUGCCAUUUUGAGGUACACAGGAGCCUUGAGCAAAGAUCCAGAAGACCAGAAGAGCCAGAAUGUCACAUCUCUUGAUGAAUCAAACUUACACGCACUAAACCAUGCCCCCGUAACUGGUUCGCCUGCAGAAGGGGGUGCGGACGUGGAACUCGUCAUCGACAUUGCAGUCAAUACGACAACAUUGGAUUUUAUGAUCAAUGGCGUGGCUUAUAAACCGCCCAGCGUCCCAGUUCUGCUGCAGAUCUUGAGUGGAGCCAUGAAUGCUACAGACCUUCUGCCCCGUGGUUCGGUCUAUAUGCUGCCCAGAAAUAAAACCAUCGAAAUCACAAUACCUGGUGGUUCAAGUGGUAGUCCACAUCCUUUUCAUUUACACGGGCACAAGUUUGACGUUGUAAGGAGUGUCCAGAGCAACGCUUACAACUUCAUCAACCCCGUUCAGCGCGAUACUGUUAAUACCGGCUUCGAUGGGGAUAUGGUCACGGUCCGGUUCCGUACAGAUAGUCCAGGCCCAUGGAUGUUCCACUGUCAUAAUAACUGGCAUCUCAAUCUAGGCAUGGCUAUCAUAUUCGUAGAAGAUCCUGGCGAAGUUGCUUCUAGCAGCCCUGUUACCAAGGAUUGGGAGUCACUCUGCCCGAUUUACAACAAUCUCUCUUCCGCCGAGCAAGGAUAA